UUUGAAAAUGAGCAAUCACAUGUAUAAUCAACUUGGUUAAAACUUCCUUCCUGGUAACUGUAACACUUCCUCUGCAUCUGGAUAUGAAGGGAGCCCCAGAAAAGCGGAAGAAGAGUCGAGAGGUGCCCUGGGUAGGUUUGAAUUUGUUUUGUUUUUAUAAAGUAAACAAAUGACCUUUCAGCACCACCACCUCCAGCGCUGUAUCAGGUCGCUUAGAGUAUGGAGCUGGGCAACCAUGAACAGCCGGUGGUUCUAAGAGAGGACAACCUCCGCCGGCGCCGGAGGAUGAAGCCGCGCAGCGCAGCAGGCAGUCUGUCCUCCAUGGAGCUCAUCCCCAUUGAGUUCAUACUGCCCACCAGCCAGCGCAUCAGCAAGACUCCAGAAACAGCGCUGCUGCACGUGGCUGGCCAUGGCAAUGUGGAGCAGAUGAAAGCCCAGGUGUGGCUGCGUGCACUGGAGACCAGCGUGGCUGCGGAAUUCUACCACCGGUUGGGCCCAGACCACUUCCUCCUACUCUACCAGAAGAAAGGUCAGUGGUAUGAGAUCUAUGACAGAUACCAGGUGGUACAAACCCUAGACUGCCUGCACUACUGGAAGAUGAUGCACAAGAGCCCGGGCCAGAUUCACUUGGUACAGCGACACGCACCUUCUGAGGAGACCGUAGCUUUCCAGAAGCAGCUUACCUCCCUGAUUGGCUACGACGUCACUGACAUCAGCAACGUGCACGACGAUGAGCUAGAGUUCACCCGCCGCCGCCUGGUCACACCUCGCAUGGCAGAGGUGGCUGGCCGUGAUGCCAAACUAUAUGCUAUGCACCCCUGGGUGACAUCCAAACCUCUCCCAGACUACCUGUCCAAAAAGAUUGCCAACAAUUGCAUCUUCAUCGUCAUCCACCGCAGCACCACCAGUCAAACCAUCAAGGUCUCCGCAGAUGAUACUCCUGGUGCCAUCCUCCAGAACUUCUUCACCAAGAUGGCCAAGAAGAAGUCCCUGAUGAAUAUCCCAGAAAGCCAAAGUGAGCAGGAUUUUGUGCUGCGGGUCUGUGGCCGUGAUGAGUACCUGGUGGGUGAAACGCCCCUCAAAAACUUCCAGUGGGUGAGGCAGUGCCUCAAGAACGGAGACGAAAUACACCUGGUGCUCGACACGCCUCCAGACCCAGCCCUAGACGAGGUGAGGAAGGAAGAGUGGCCGCUGGUAGAUGACUGCACAGGAGUCACCGGCUACCACGAGCAGCUGACCAUCCACGGCAAGGACCAUGAGAGUGUAUUCACAGUGUCUUUGUGGGACUGUGACCGAAAGUUCAGGGUCAAGAUCAGAGGCAUUGACAUCCCUGUCCUGCCCCGGAACACCGACCUCACUGUUUUUGUGGAAGCAAACAUCCAGCAUGGACAACAGGUCCUUUGCCAAAGGAGAACCAGCCCUAAGCCCUUCACGGAAGAGGUGCUCUGGAAUGUGUGGCUAGAGUUUGGCAUCAAAAUCAAAGACUUGCCCAAAGGGGCCCUAUUGAACCUCCAGAUCUACUGCUGCAAAACGCCAACACUGUCCAGCAAGGCUUCUGUAGAGGCGCCAGGCUCCGAGUCCAAGGGCAAAGCCCAGCUUCUCUAUUAUGUAAACUUACUGUUAAUAGACCACCGGUUCCUUCUGCGCCAUGGGGACUAUGUGCUCUGUAUGUGGCAAAUAUCUGGGAAGGUAGAAGAACAAGGCAGCUUCAAUGCUGACAAGCUCACGUCUGCAACCAAUCCUGACAAGGAGAACUCAAUGUCCAUCUCCAUCCUGCUGGACAACUACUGUCACCCCAUAGCCCUGCCUAAGCAUCAGCCCACUCCUGACCCGGAAGGAGACAGGGUCAGAGCUGAAAUGCCCAAUCAGCUUCGCAAGCAACUGGAGGCAAUCAUAGCCACAGAUCCCCUUAACCCCCUCACAGCAGAGGACAAAGAACUGCUCUGGCACUUUAGAUAUGAAAGCCUGAAGCAUCCGAAAGCAUACCCUAAGCUAUUCAGUUCAGUGAAAUGGGGACAGCAAGAAAUUGUGGCCAAAACAUACCAGCUGAUAGCCAAAAGGGAGGUCUGGGAUCAAAGUGCUUUGGAUGUUGGCUUAACCAUGCAGCUCUUGGACUGCAACUUUUCAGAUGAAAACGUAAGAGCCAUUGCAGUUCAGAAACUGGAGAGCUUGGAGGACGAUGAUGUUUUACAUUACCUUCUCCAGCUGGUGCAGGCUGUGAAAUUUGAACCAUACCACGACAGUGCUCUGGCCAGAUUCUUACUGAAGCGUGGCUUGAGAAACAAAAGAAUUGGUCACUUCUUGUUCUGGUUCUUGCGAAGUGAGAUAGCCCAGUCCAGACACUAUCAGCAGAGGUUUGCUGUGAUCCUGGAAGCAUACCUGCGGGGCUGUGGCAUGGCCAUGCUGCAGGACUUCACACAGCAGGUCCAAGUGAUCGAGAUGUUACAGAAAGUCACCAUUGAUAUCAAGUCACUCUCUGCUGAGAAGUAUGACGUCAGUUCCCAAGUUAUUUCACAGCUCAAGCAAAAGCUUGAAAACCUGCAGAAUUCCAGUCUCCCCAAGAGCUUUAGAGUUCCCUAUGAUCCUGGACUGAAAGCAGGUACCCUGGUGAUUGAAAAAUGUAAAGUAAUGGCCUCCAAGAAAAAGCCCCUGUGGCUUGAGUUUAAAUGUGCUGAUCCUACAGCCCUAUCCAAUGAAACCAUUGGAAUCAUCUUUAAACACGGUGAUGAUCUUCGACAAGACAUGUUGAUCUUACAGAUUCUACGCAUCAUGGAGUCCAUUUGGGAGACUGAAUGUCUGGACCUGUGCCUUCUGCCAUAUGGCUGCAUCUCAACUGGUGACAAAAUAGGAAUGAUCGAGAUAGUGAAGGACGCCACAACCAUCGCUCAGAUUCAGCAAAGCACAGUGGGUAACACAGGGGCAUUCAAAGAUGAAGUCCUGAACCACUGGCUCAAGGAAAAAUGCCCCAUUGAAGAAAAGUUUCAGGCAGCAGUAGAGAGGUUCGUUUAUUCCUGUGCCGGCUACUGUGUGGCGACAUUUGUUCUUGGAAUAGGUGACAGACACAAUGACAACAUUAUGAUUUCAGAGACAGGAAACCUAUUUCACAUAGACUUUGGACACAUUCUGGGGAAUUACAAAAGUUUCCUGGGCAUUAAUAAAGAGAGAGUGCCAUUUGUCCUAACCCCAGACUUCUUGUUUGUGAUGGGAACUUCUGGAAAGAAAACAAGCCCUCACUUCCAGAAAUUUCAGGAUGUCUGUGUCAAGGCUUAUCUAGCUCUUCGACAUCACACAAACCUGCUGAUCAUCCUGUUCUCCAUGAUGCUAAUGACAGGAAUGCCCCAGUUAACAAGCAAAGAAGACAUUGAAUAUAUCCGGGAUGCUCUCACGGUGGGGAAGAAUGAGGAGGAUGCUAAGAAGUAUUUCCUGGAUCAGAUUGAAGUUUGUAGAGACAAAGGAUGGACAGUGCAGUUUAACUGGUUCCUACAUCUCGUUCUUGGCAUCAAACAAGGAGAGAAACACUCUGCUUAAUAUUCGGUGCUAGAGCCAAAAGCAAUUUUGUAUUCAAAAGCUUUGAAAUCCGUAUGUGUCAGUCAUCAGACUUAGAUUUAAAAUGCAAUAGGACACUCUGAACACUGGCACUUCAGAAAUACAGUUUUUUCCCCCAGCUGAACUCUUUCUUCACCAGAGGAAAAACGUUGGCAUUAAUGGGUUUGGUUAAUAUUCAGCAUGUGGCUUCUUUGCUGAUUUUUUUUCUCCCUCUCAGUCUUCAUAAUGUUGACCAAUAUUCUAAGUUUAAAUAGACUGUUGACUUGCUUAUUAUGCCUGAUGAUCUUGUAUUGAGUAUCCCUGAGGUUCGUUAGUAGAAUAAUUGGUGAUUGUCACACGUGUUUACUAUGCAUUUUCCUGACAGAAAGGAGUGCAAGCAUUGCCAAGCUCCACUACGUUCUUCCCUCCAUGCCCACAGAUGCUGGUGGUGUAUUAGAAGCAAGGAAUGCAAGUUAGCCUUCUGAGUGCCUUAGCAAUUGGUCUUACUGAGUGCAACUGGGAUGCACAGGUGCUCAAAGCAAACUCCAAGCCUGAGCCUUGACUCUGCCCUGCUGGUGUGGCUCUUGGGUUAUGGGUAUGAAAAACUGAAGUAAGACAUUUUCCCAAGAGUGAAUAACCUAAUACAAUCAGUGUCAUCUUCUCUGGCACAGAAACAGGAAGUUACUAAAUGGACCCUUUGGAACUGCUGCAUGGAAUUUUAAAAAAAUAUAUAUUAUUAAAAGAUGGGUUCCAGAAAGUAUUUGUUUCUAAACACUUUAAUUUUACAUUUGAAUCUGAACAGUUUUUGUUUUUUUAAUGGAAUAAGAUACUGCUUUCAAUGCAUUCUAAGCUUAUAACACACUUGCAUAUUCAUUUUUCAGUUCAAUUGAGACAUUCUGGGGUUCAUAAACACAAUUGAACUAUC
Phodopus roborovskii (desert hamster) is the source of this 4450-nucleotide messenger RNA. RefSeq names its product phosphatidylinositol-4,5-bisphosphate 3-kinase catalytic subunit gamma (gene Pik3cg). Gene Ontology annotation, molecular function: 1-phosphatidylinositol-4-phosphate 3-kinase activity; 1-phosphatidylinositol-3-kinase activity. The coding region runs from base 220 to 3528 and encodes 1102 amino acids. Gene Ontology annotation, biological process: phosphatidylinositol-mediated signaling; cell migration; phosphatidylinositol-3-phosphate biosynthetic process. Gene Ontology annotation, cellular component: plasma membrane; cytoplasm; phosphatidylinositol 3-kinase complex, class IA. The record is from RefSeq and is a predicted model, not a curated record. Lineage: Eukaryota; Metazoa; Chordata; Mammalia; Rodentia; Cricetidae. The transcript is spliced from 11 exons.